Protobothrops mucrosquamatus (brown spotted pit viper) is the source of this 2084-nucleotide messenger RNA. It is a transcript of the gene GALNT7, whose product is annotated as polypeptide N-acetylgalactosaminyltransferase 7. The record is from RefSeq and is a predicted model, not a curated record. The transcript is spliced from 11 exons. Lineage: Eukaryota; Metazoa; Chordata; Lepidosauria; Squamata; Viperidae. The coding region runs from base 35 to 1861 and encodes 608 amino acids. Gene Ontology annotation, cellular component: Golgi apparatus.
UUGUGUGUAGGACUACAAAGAAGCCAUCAAUCUAAUGCCAAACAACAGAGAUAAUGGUCUAAUUCCUGGAAACGACAAAUUUAAGCCAGUGUUACCCUGGCCUCAUGUUGAAGGGGUGGAAGUAGACUUGGAAUCAAUUCGACGAAGGAAUAAGGCCAAAAAUGAGAGAUUUCCUCAUGCUGGUGGAAAGAAUGAUCAGCAAAAUAUUAUGCAGAGACAGUAUCUUACUUUUAAGCCACAGACACAUAUCCACCAUGACCCUGUAUUGCGACCUGGAAUUCUUGGUAAUUUUGAACCCAAAGAACCUGAAUCCCAUGGAGUUAUAGGUGGUCCUGGUGAGGAAGCCAAGCCAUUUGUUUUAGGACCAGAAUAUAAAGAAUCUAUUCAAGCCAGCAUUAAAGAAUUUGGGUUCAACAUGGUAGCAAGUGAUAUGAUCUCAUUAGAUCGGAGCAUUAAUGAUUUACGUCAAGAAGAGUGCAAAUACUGGCACUACGAUGAAAACCUUCUCACCUCCAGCGUUAUCAUUGUCUUCCAUAAUGAAGGGUGGUCUACACUCAUGCGGACAGUUCAUAGUGUCAUUAAAAGAACUCCAAGAAAAUAUCUGGCUGAAAUUGUUUUAAUUGAUGAUUUUAGUAAUAAAGAACACUUAAAAGAAAGACUAGAGGAUUAUAUUAAGCAGUGGAAUGGCCUUGUAAAGAUUUUUCGAAAUGAAAGGAGAGAAGGUUUAAUUCAAGCUAGAAGCAUUGGAGCCCAGAAGGCUAAACUUGGAAAGGUUUUAAUUUACCUUGAUGCCCACUGUGAGGUGGCAGUAAACUGGUAUGCGUCACUAAUAGCUCCUAUAUCUAAAGACAGAACCACAUGUACUGUGCCGCUUAUAGAUGUCAUAGAUGGCAACACUUAUAAUAUUGUACCCCAAGGGGGUGGUGACGAAGAUGGGUUUGCUAGAGGAGCAUGGGAUUGGAGCAUGCUCUGGAAGAGGGUUCCCCUGACCAAACGUGAGAAGGCAAUGAGAAAGACAAAAACUGAGCCGUAUCGAUCGCCUGCGAUGGCUGGUGGAUUAUUUGCCAUUGAACGUGAUUUCUUUUUUGAGUUAGGUCUCUAUGAUCCAGGUCUACAAAUCUGGGGUGGUGAAAAUUUUGAAAUAUCCUACAAGAUUUGGCAGUGUGGAGGACAGCUGCUAUUUGUGCCUUGUUCUCGUAUUGGGCACAUAUAUCGUCUCCAGGGAUGGCAAGGGAAUCCACCUCCAGCUUAUGUUGGAUCAUCUCCUACUUUAAAGAACUAUGUCCGUGUUGUUGAGGUCUGGUGGGAUGAAUUCAAAGAUUAUUUCUAUGCUAGUCGUCCUGAAACAAAAGCACUAGCUUUUGGGGACAUAUCAGACCUGAAGAAUUUUCGUGAAGAUCACAAAUGCAAAAGCUUUAAAUGGUUUAUGGAAGAAAUAGCCUAUGAUAUAACUUCUCAUUAUCCUCUGCCACCUAGAAAUGUGGAGUGGGGAGAGAUUAGAGGUUUUGAAGCAGCAUACUGCAUAGAUAGUAUGGGUCAUACCAAUGGAGGCUUUGUGGAACUUGGUCCAUGCCAUAGAAUGGGAGGAAAUCAACUCUUCAGAAUUAAUGAAGCUAACCAACUCAUGCAGUAUGACCAAUGCUUGAUUAAAGGACCUGAUGGAUCAAAAGUUAUGAUUACACAUUGCAAUUUAAAUGAAUACAAGGAGUGGCAAUACUUCAAGAAUCUUUAUAGAUUUACUCACAUUUCAUCAGGGAAAUGCUUGGACCGUUCAGAGGUUCUACAUCAAGUAUUUAUUUCAGAUUGUGACUCAAAUAAAGCAACACAAAAAUGGGAAAUGAACAAUAUCCUAAGUGUGUAAACAAAAUAGCUGCAUCUACCUACUGACAAAUGUAAUUUGUAAAGAACUGAAAAUAACCUGAAAACUGCUGCAACUGUUAACUUGUAUAGCUGGGAGCCUGGAAUGUCCUGAUCUGGAUGAAGGAUUUAGACGAACUGUGAUAGAUUUAUCAUCUGCAGUUAAUGUUUACAAAAACUGCUCUUACCUUAAAUGUCAAUAGAUGUUUACAUCUCUUUGCUUUCUU